Messenger RNA from Ochlerotatus camptorhynchus, 1177 nucleotides. Its product is annotated as U2 small nuclear ribonucleoprotein auxiliary factor 35 kDa subunit-related protein 2. The record is from RefSeq and is a predicted model, not a curated record. Gene Ontology annotation, biological process: mRNA splicing, via spliceosome. NCBI's taxonomy places the organism in Eukaryota, Metazoa, Arthropoda, Insecta, Diptera, Culicidae. The transcript is spliced from 5 exons. Bases 37 to 1005 code for a protein of 322 amino acids. Gene Ontology annotation, cellular component: U2AF complex; spliceosomal complex. Gene Ontology annotation, molecular function: pre-mRNA 3'-splice site binding; metal ion binding.
ACUAUUUUUUAGCCUAUUUCGAAGUGAUUUUCGUAAAUGGCUGAGGAAUCGAAAUCAAUAAGUCGAAAGGAAUGGCGAAAGCUCGUGAAGAAGUUACGCCGCAAGCGGAUUCGCCAGAAGUUGGCUGAAUUUCGAGACGGAGCAGCGGCAGAAUCUGUAGCCCGAAAACUGGCGGAGCCCACCUAUGUGGCUUAUCUUCGAGAGAAGGAACAACUCGAACAGGAAAUGCUGCAACGGCAAGAAGAGCGCAGUAGGUAUGAACAUGCCUUGUGGCUGGACCGGGAGAGACAAGCUCAGGCGGCGUUCCAAGAAAAACGGAAACGAUUGGAGGAGGAGCAACGGGAAGAGAUCGAAAAGCGUGAAAAGAUACGGAAGGAGUUCGCAGACCUAGAACGAAAAGUGAAGGAAGCAAAGGCGGAAAAAGAACGAUUAAUGGAGGAGUUCCGGAAGCAGCAGCAGGAACGGGAAAGGAUGUUUGCGGAGUUUCUGGUUGGUAUAGAUGAUCACGCUUUGACGCUUCGGGAGAUUGUACAUUCCAGGCCCGAUCGGGAUGCUUGCGUAUUUUUCGGGAAGGUUGGCGCUUGUCGAUACGGAGCACGAUGCUCGUCUAAUCAUCCGACACCUGGGCUCAGUGAGCUCCUUUUAGUACCAAACUUUUUCGCGCACCCCGCAUUGGAUCACCAGCAGCAUCCGGAAUAUGGCCUGGACUCAAGCAUAGAAUUCGAUGAUGACGAAUUAUACCGCUGUUAUAGUGAGUUCUUCCUAGAUAUCGUCGAAGAAUUUGAAUCGUUUGGUGCCAUCACCGGGAUAUUCGUUUGUCGAAACUACGAACCACAUUUGAGGGGAAACGUCUACGUACAAUACGCCAGCUUGAGGGCCGCGGCAAAAGCAUAUCAGCGAAUGAACGGUCGCUUCUACGCUUCCAAACAACUCCGGGUCGAGUUUCGGUCGCCUAUUGUCUGGACUUCAGCCGUUUGUGGUAAAUUGAACGAGAUUCCGUGUUGAAGGAUUACAUGUUUGAACUCAUUUACCAUUCAUAGGACUUUUUGAGAGGUCCCGAUGUCAGAAGGGCAAAUCUUGCAAUUACUUGCAUUUGCUGGUCAAUCCCAUUGCAAAGUACAGAUACAACCAUUUCAAGGAAUUGCAGUCUGCUAGGCAAUCGCAGAGGCAGUCGCAA